AUGGUGCUUAUUAAGGAGUUUCGUGUCCGUCUGCCCAUAUCUGUGGAAGAGUACCAGGUGGGCCAGCUCUUCUCAGUGGCUGAAGCCAGCAAGGAUAACACAGGAGGUGGAGAGGGGAUAGAAGUCCUGAAGAACGAGCCUUAUGAGCGGGAGGGUGAGAAGGGACAAUACACCCACAAGAUCUACCACUUGCAGAGUAAAGUCCCAGGUUUCGUCAAGAUGCUGGCCCCCGAAGGCUCCCUGGUAUUUCACGAGAAGGCCUGGAAUGCCUAUCCCUACUGCCGCACAAUUCAGAAUGAAUACAUGAAAGACGACUUCUUCAUUAAGAUCGAGACGUGGCAUAAACCAGAUUUCGGGACCCUGGAGAAUGUACAUGGAUUGGAUGUGGAGACCUGGAAGGAGGUGGAGAUCGUACCUAUUGAUAUCGCAGAUCGCUCUGAAAUCUCAGAAGAUGACUAUAAGCCAGAAGAGGACCCAGCCGCAUACAGAUCGGAGAAGACGGGGAGAGGGCCAUUAACAAAGGAUUGGAUGAACGAGAUCCUUAACAACCCCUCUUGCCCUCACAUGUGUGCCUACAAACUAGUGACUGUCAAAUUCCGAUGGUGGGGCCUUCAGGGUAGAAUGGAGAAGUUUAUUCACAAGCAAGAGAAGCGCCUCUUCACAAACUUUCACCGCCAGCUUUUCUGCUCCCUGGACCGGUGGGUGGAUCUGAACAUGGACGACAUCCGCCGUAUGGAAGACGAAACACAGAAAGAGCUGGACGAGAUGCGGCAAAAAGGACAAGUCAGGGGCAUGACUGCGAAAGACGAGUAA
Molecule: messenger RNA, 813 nt
Organism: Staurois parvus
Lineage: Eukaryota; Metazoa; Chordata; Amphibia; Anura; Ranidae
Source: the annotation of a GenBank genome assembly